AUGCCGGGCUCUGCCGCGCUGGCCGGCGUGGUGCUCGGCACCUUCCUAGCGCUGGCUGCACCGACGUUCACUCCCAUCCACCGUGCCGGUUACUGUGCCUUCUACGGCGAAUGCGGUCGCAACCCGGAGGUGAACAUCUCGCUGGUGUCCUCCAAAGUGCCAUGCCUCUCCAACACGCCGGCGCGGGUGGCCACGGGCCCGCUGCUGGCGCUGCUCCGCACCGUCUGCCCCGAGCUGGUGCGGGGGAACGCGGAGACGACGCGGGUUUGCUGCUCCUUGGCGCAACUGAGCGCCCUCCAGCUCAGCGUGGCACUUUCCGGCACCGUCCUUUCCCGCUGCCCGGCGUGUGCCAGGAAUUUUGCCAACCUUUACUGCAACAACAUCUGCAGCCCCGACCAGAGCCUCUUCACCAACGUCACCCGCGUCAUCAACCGCACCAUGGUGCAGGGGACGCCCAAGGUCGCCGUCGUGGAGUACCAGUGUUUUUACCAGCAGUAUUUCGCCGACGACUCUUUCACUUCCUGCCGGGGCGUCCGGUUACCGGCUACCGGCGGUUACGCCAUCGAUACCAUGUGCGGGCGUUACGGCGCCCGGCUCUGCACCACCCAGCGCUGGUUGGAUUUCCAAGGGGAUAAAAACAACGGCUUGGCGCCGCUGCAGAUCAACUUCCAGCUGGUGCCCAACGGCACGCAGCCCGGCGAUGCCAUCGUGCCGCUGGGCGGGACGGCCUGGCGCUGCAACCAGGCUCUCAGCACCCAGGAACAGCCUUGCUCUUGCCAGGACUGUGCCGAAUCCUGCCCGCCGGUGAUCGCCCCCCCGACCCCACAGCCCCACUUUCUCCUGGGCAACGCCAACGGCGCCUUGGUCCUCUGCGGGCUGCUCUUCGGCCAUUUUGCCCUCGUCUUCGUCGUCGCCUUGCUGUGCCAGUGCCGGCGGGCCAAGAAGAAGGGCACCGCGCCGCAACCGGCACCUGCACGGAUCGCCAGCCGCUCGGCAUGCCUGAGCGACGCCAGCCACCGCGUCCUGGCGAGGGCUUUCCGCCGGUGGGGCACGCUGGUGGCCGGGCACCCCGUGACGGUGCUGGCGGUGGUGGUGGUGCUGGCAGGCGGUUUAUCGGCCGGUUUGGUUACCCUACGUCUCACCACCGAUCCGGUGGAGCUGUGGUCGGCGCCGGGCAGCCGUGCCCGGCAAGAAAAAGCCUUUUACGACCAACACUUCGGUCCUUUCUUCCGCACCAACCAGGUGAUCGUGACGGCACCAGGCCGGCCCAGCUCCGGCUACGAGUCGGUGGUGUUGGGCGCCAAGAACUUCAGCGGGGUGCUGUCGGAGGACGUGCUGCGGGCGCUGCUGGAGCUGCAGGAGCAGCUGGCGGCCACCACGGCGUGGGCACCGGUGGCGGGCAGGGAGGUGACGCUGAGCGAUGUCUGCUAUGCCCCCCUCAACCCUACGCAGCCUGGGCUGGCCGACUGCUGCGUCAACAGCGUCACCCAGUACUUCCAGAACAACGCCACCCGCCUGGCCAUGACGGCCACCCAGACCGACGGCAAGAAGACGGGCACCGUCGACUGGCACGACCAUCUCAUCUACUGCGUCAACUCUCCGCUCUCCUUCAAGGACAUCACGGCGCUGGAGCUGAGCUGCAUGGCCGAAUACGGCGGCCCCGUCUUCCCCUACAUCGCCUUCGGCGGCUACCCCGGCUCAGAGUACACGGAGGCGGAGGCGUUGAUCGUCACCUACUCCCUCAACAACUUCCCCCACGACGAUCCCCGCCACGAGUGGGUGCUGAGCUGGGAGCGCCGCUUCCUUGAGGUGGUGGGCAACUUCCAGCGCGCCCACGGCCCCAACCUCUCCGUUGUCUUCAUGGCUGAGCGCUCGCUGGAGGAUGAGAUCAACCGCACCACGGGGGAGGACAUCCCCGUCUUCGCCAUCAGCUACCUCGUGGUCUUCGCCUACAUCGCCCUGGCGCUGGGCGAGUACACGGCCUGGCGCCGCGUCCUGGUGGAAUCGAAGGUGACGUUGGCGCUGGGGGGUAUCGUCGUGGUGCUGGGUGCCGUUUUCGCCUCCAUGGGGUUCCUGGCGCUGCUGGGGUUGCCUUCGUCCCUUGUCAUCCUUGAGGUCGUGCCCUUCCUCGUCCUCGCCGUGGGCGCGGACAACAUCUUCAUCUUCGUGCAGGAGUACCAGCAGUCGCAGCGAGAACCAUGCGAGACGCGGGAGCAGCACAUCGGGCGAGUGCUAGCGCGGGUGGCACCCAGCAUGCUGCUCUGCAGCCUCUCUGAGGUCAUCUGCUUCUUUUUGGGCGCCCUCUCCUCCAUGCCCGCCGUCCGCACCUUCGCCCUCACGGCCGCCGUGGCCAUCGCCUUCGACUUUCUCCUCCAAAUGUCAGGGUUCGUCGCCCUGUUGGCGCUCGAUGCCCGGCGGCAGGAGGUGCUGCUCUUCCUCUUCUUCGCCUGCGCCGGGCUCUACUUCACGCUGCAGGUGCCCGUGGGGCUGGACCAGGAGCUCGCCAUGCCCAAGGACUCCUACAUGCUGGAGUACUUCGCCGCCCUGAACCAGUACCUGGCGGUGGGGGUACCCACCUACUUCGUCACCACCGGCGGCUACAACUUCUCCUCCCCGGCCGGCAUCAACAGCAUCUGCUCCAGCGCCGGCUGCGCCACCAACUCCCUCACCCACACCAUCCAGUAUGCCACGCGCUUCCCCAACGUGUCCUACCUCGCCAUCCCCGCCACCUCCUGGGUGGAUGAUUUCCUCGACUGGCUCAACCCCACCAGCCGCUGCUGCCGCGUCCACUGGUUCGGCAACCUCACCGGGGAGUUCUGUCCUUCCACCAGCAAUGACCCCAGCUGCUUCGGGGGCCAGUGCCUGAAUGCCACGCGGCGCCCGACGGUGGAGGAGUUCAAGCGGUUCCUGCCCUGGUUCCUCCAUGACUACCCCACCCUGCAGUGCGCCAAGGGGUAG
Molecule: messenger RNA, 2958 nt
Organism: Haliaeetus leucocephalus (bald eagle)
Lineage: Eukaryota; Metazoa; Chordata; Aves; Accipitriformes; Accipitridae
Gene: NPC1L1
Product: NPC1-like 1
Exons: 12
Coding region: 1-2958 (985 amino acids)
Source: RefSeq, a predicted model, not a curated record